UCUGCUGCUGCCGCCGCCGCUUUGGCCAUUUUGCUCUGGAGGAAGCAAUGAGGAGGUAGCGGCUGGGAGAGCCGGCAGCGGGGGCGGCGGCGGCCCCGGAUCCUCUGCAGCAGAGCGCUGGCUGGCUGCGUCUUCCCCCCUUUGCAAGCAUUGGAGCGGUUUCUUUGCAAGGGGCUUUUGGGGGGGCUGGGCAGAAGGAGGGGACCAGCACCCCAAACCCCUGGCAACUCCCUCCUCCCAGUCCUGCAGUGCCAGCCCCCUCGCCCGCCCCUCGCCGGAUCUCCUGGCACCAUGAGCUGGGGGGCAGAGCUGUGGGAUCAGUUUGACAACCUUGAAAAACACACACAGUGGGGCAUUGACGUUUUGGAGAAAUACAUCAAGUUUGUGAAAGAGAGAACGGAGAUAGAAAUCAACUAUGCCAAGCAACUUAGGAAUCUUUCGAAGAAAUAUCAGCCCAAAAAGAACUCCAAAGAAGAGGAUGAAUACAAGUAUUCAUCGUGUAAAGCCUUCUUAGCCACUUUGAAUGAAAUGAACGAUUAUGCCGGACAGCAUGAAGUCGUUUCGGAGAACAUGACCUCACAGAUCACCACGGAGUUAGCCCGUUACGUGCAAGAACUGAAGCAAGAGAGGAAACUGCAUUUUCACGAUGGCCGAAAAGCACAACAGCAUAUCGAAACGUGCUGGAAACAGCUUGAAUCGAGUAAAAGGCGUUUUGAACGGGAUUGCAAGGAAGCCGACCGAGCACAGCAGUAUUUCGAAAAGAUGGAUGCAGACAUCAAUGUAACAAAAGCGGACGUCGAAAAGGCACGGCAGCAGGCGCAGCUCCGCCAACAGAUGGCUGAAGACAGCAAAGCGGAAUAUUCGUCCAUGCUACAGAAAUUCAACCACGAACAACACGAACAUUAUCACACGCACAUACCAAACAUAUUCCAGAAAAUACAAGAGAUGGAAGAGAAGAGGAUAGUCAGGGUCGGUGAAUCCAUGAAAAGCUUUGCAGAGGUGGACCGGCAAGUCGUCCCCAUCAUCGGGAAGUGUCUGGAUGAGAUCACCAGGGCGGCUGAAUCCAUCAAUCAGAAGGCCGAUUCACAGUUGGUCAUAGAAGCCUUUAAGUCUGGCUUUGAGCCUCCUGGUGAUGUUGACUUCGAAGACUUCACCCAGCCAAUUAAGCGCACCGUCUCAGAAUCUAGCCUUUCAAAUUCCAAAGACGGAAAAUCGGAAUCCAGGUUCUCCACCAAGUCCAGGAGCAAGUUGGCUGGCCCGUUCAUGUCCAAAAGGAAGCUUAUGUCCCUUUUAACAUCCCCCCAUCAGCCCCCUCCUCCACCCCCUUUCUCUGGCUCACCCUCUGCUGUUCCCAACGGCCCCCAGUCUCCCAAGCAGCAAAAGGAACCCCUCUCCCAUCGCUUCAACGAGUUUAUGACCUCCAAACCCAAAAUCCACUGCUUCAGGAGCCUAAAACGCGGGCAACAGUCUCAAUCAUUGUAUUUUCACAAAGAACUCAUGAAGAGGACUUUAGGCAAGCCCACGUAUGCCCUUGAGGCUAGGGAAUAUGUUCUUUCUCUCAAGCUGGGUGCAGGACCUGAAGAUUUCAGCAAUCUUCCCCCAGAGCAAAGAAGGAAAAAACUCCAGCAAAAGGUGGAUGAGCUCAACAAGGAUAUUCAGAAGGAGCUGGAUCAAAGAGAUGCCUUAACAAAAAUGAAGGACGUCUACAUCAAGAACCCGCAGAUGGGAGAUGCUGCCAGCGUGGACCACAAGCUCGCUGAACUUGGGCAGAACUUGGAAAAGCUGCGAUUGGAGGCCCAGAAGUUUGAGGGUUGGCUAGCGGAGGUGGAAGGCCGGCUGCCGGCGCGGACUGAGCAAACUCGGCGUCAGAGCGAAAUGUAUGAACCUCAGAACACCUUGACAGUCAACAACUGUGCCCAAGAUCGUGAGAGCAGCCCAGAUGGCAGUUACACAGAGGAGCCGAGCCAGGAGAAUGAGGUGAAGGUGCCGGCCACAGACUUCGACGACGAGUUCGACGACGAGGAGCCGCUGCCCACCAUUGGCACCUGCAAAGCUCUGUACACCUUUGAAGGCCAGAACGAAGGGACGAUCUCCGUCACUGAAGGAGAAAUGCUGUUUGUCAUAGAGGAGGACAAAGGCGACGGCUGGACGCGAAUCCGGCGGAACGAGGAUGAGGAAGGUUACGUCCCCACCUCCUACGUAGAAGUCUUUUUGGAGAAGAAUGCCAAAGGUGCCAUGACUUACAUUUAAACCGCCACCCCCACUCACACGCACCCUGUCCCUGCUGCUUUCUUGCUUCCGCAGCGAGGCGCUGUGGAAAUUUUUCUCUGCCUUACGAAUGACGCCUUUUCCAAAGUACUUGCAGAGGGCCAGGAAGUAUGCUUCCUCCUCUCCUUAAUGCGGUGAUUUCGUGUUUCUUUUUAAGUGCUCCAAAAGCUCGGGCAGCUAGGGAAAUGUGGGGCAGGGAAAUGAAACCUGGCAAAGCAAUGGUGACUGAGAGUUAGGAGGGUUGAAGGAUCCUCCCAAACCCCCUCUUGCUUUCCUGCUAGCCGGACAGGGAGAGAAAGAGAGAAACGCCCUUUUCUGUUUCUUCCUUUGUUUUUGUUUUUGUGUCAUCGAAAUUCAAAUUCAGAACCCAAGGCAAGUUUUGCUGAAUACUUCCUCCUCUUGUGCUUUCUGCCGAUAGGAAGGUUGGAUGUUCUUUUCCCCAUAGCAGCCGUAGGGAAUCUUGGAUUUUGCAGAGGCCGUUGGUCAAAGGAGGCUUCCAUGAGCCUGAAUUUCUUGUUUGUGGUCACAGUCUCUGGACUGCAGUAUUUGGUUUCCAACUGAGAAUUCAGCCUUCCCAGAAUCUCACUUUUUCUAAGCACAGAUUUUUAUCCCUUAUUGAUGCCCUUUGAAAAGGAGAGGGGGAAAUUUCAGAAGCCGGAUGCUGAAGUUAGAUCCUGCCCUACAUGACCCUUUCUGAGUGGCUAGUGGGAUGAAUGGUGGAAGAUACUUGCAUGACUCGUUCAGAGCACAAAAACAUGCUACCCCCUUCCUGUUUUCUGAAAAAUACAGUCUCUGGAAGUCUGCCCGACCACGUGGGUCACCUUUUGCUCUUGGGAAUACUCCUCAUCCUACUACGAACAGCAUUCGCAGCAAGCAAGGUCGUGAAGUCCCCCAUCGCUGCCUUGAGCUAUUCGUCCCUGCACAAUUGUCAUUGUCAAAAUGGAUUUUUGUUGGCCUUUUAUAUUCCUCCAUGCUGGGGAAGGGGUCAAGUGGGGCCUCUCUGAGUGGCAGCGUGGAAUCCGUGGGUGGGGGGAUCAUCCAGGAGACGGCCGUGGUGGGUGAGCUUCCCUGGAAGAUGCUGUGGCCCCCGCUCUGUUGGGCAUCUUCUCAAUUGAGGUGAGGCAAGAGUGAAGCCCAGGAAGGCUCCUCAGGUGUUUCAUGGCAGAUAUUCAGGGUGUCCUCAGCUGACAAGUCAGGGCCAGAAGGCAGUAAAGGCUGAGGGGGAAACGCUUUUGGUGCAAAGGGGGGCUUUUUGGAGAAGAGGAGGGUGUAACAUCCUGGAGCCUUUCCCAAACCCCCUCGACUUCCAUGUUGGUUCACUUGCAUUUGCAGCCCUGAUGGUCUGCUACGUUGCGUGGUGCAUUAUUCUGGUGUGGUCUCAGAGGUGUCUUUGAGCCACCAGUUCUCGUUGGCUCUGUGCUAAUGCAGCCGUCUUCAGGCCGAGGGCUCCAAUUUGACCAAAGAAAAGGAAGGAAGGAGCUGGCACAAGUGCGUCUUCAAAAAGGGUGUGGAGCCAGAGGGCAUGGACAAAUAGCACCCACGCCAAGUGGCAGAGAUGGGAAGCUGGCCCUGUGGAGAAGGAACCCAGAUGUAUAAAGGUGAUGUGCUGUCUAUGGCCAUCAUGGCACAAUAUGCCUGGCACAUGUCAGGUCAUGGAUGCGCAACUGGACACGACAUCAGAUGGACCUCCGAGGGGAACUCACCUGGAAAAGCACUUAUUUGUUCUGUGCUGUGAGGGGGAAGAAGGGCUUUCUGUCCCCCCCCCCCAUUUUCAUCAGCUUUUGCCCCAUUUCUCUGCUCUUUGUGCACUAGUAAGGGAGGGAAACGGGAAGCUCCACCCCCCCAGCAGCUCCGAGGGAGCGAGUGCUUUCGAAGGCGAGUUCUCUUAAUGUACAUUUGACUGUGUGUUCAGUCACACACCCAAGACGAGCCACGUGGUGGGCAUCUCUAGUUGUUCAGCUGUAUCCCAAGGUCAUUGCCUGUCCCCACCUCACUGGCUGCCACUUCCAGAGGAUGGCAAUUUUUUGAGUCCAGGCAGGGCCCUCCCUGGAGGAGGCGGGGGAGGGCGGUUUUCAUGGCAGCCGCACAUCCCCAGUAAACGCUGACUUGGCUCAAAGCUCUGGUCUUGUCCCAAACUGAGCCCUUUUACCUUUUCCCCUCCCCUUUUUCUUAUGUGGUUAGUACUGCCCAAUACGAGCGCUGAAUGUGCUCACGUGCAUUCGUGUGGAAACAUUUCUAUCCUGCCCUCUUUGGUUAAAAGCCGGGCAACAUCUGCCUGAACAGUAUAGGCAGAAGGAAUAUUUGUGGUCACAGUCUACAGCAGCGGUCUUCAAACUAUGGCCCUCCAGAUGCUCAUGGACUACAAUUCCCAUCAGCCCCUGCCAGCAUGGCCAAGUGGUAGGGCUCAUGGAAAUUGUAGUCUAUGAACAUCUGGGGGGCCAUAGUUUGAAGACCCCUGGUCUACAGUGUGGUGCAGCUCAGUGGCCUGCAAAGACAUUUCAGCAAAAAGCAGGGAAACUUGCUUGUGAAAGUGCUGGAGCCCCAGUCAAGGAAGAGAGCAUCCUGUCUCAGGGGAAGAAGACCCCCUAUCCGCCCGAAGAAAGAGACUCAGCUGGAGGAACAGAUCUGCAAUAAUGUACUGAGGGUCUCAGCUAAGACGCAGCAGGCUCCACCGGUGUCAGCAGAAGGCAGUGAAUGUCCAGUUGAAUUUUCCAGCACAGUCAGAGUCAGGAAGGAACCCGUGUAUUGUUCUUCCCCUCCCCCUCUGCCGCCACCGUGAAGCAUGGUAGCCUGUGCAAUAGUCCAUCGUGUGCCAUAAGCACAUGGCUUGAGGUAGCUCAGACAGUUGAGCCAAGCCGCAAACAUCCCAGGCGUCUGUUCAGAGCGAUUGUGUCUCUGAUCCCCAACUAUAUCUUUGCGUUGACGCACGUAAACUGAGGGUGCUUUGGGGCUUAGGCAUUUGGAGGAAAGGGGAGGAUCCACGCAGUCUCGUGGUCCUUUUGAUUUGUAAGUCCCCCUGGCAAUCAAAACAAACAACAAGGUGCUAGUUGACAUUUUCAGUGGUCCACAUGUUUGUGGCCUAAAGGAGGAGGGGUGGGGGGGAGAGAGCAAACUUUCCUGCCCAUUUGCCUGCAAGCCGAUCCAUGCCUGGUUUCUGCCAAGUGUCAAGCUCACACCUUCAAGGAAUAAACGGACUCCGGAUUCUUGAUCAGAAGUGUUUACUGAAAGGCAGCAAAGCACCCAGCUUGAGGAAGCCAGCUCUGCCAGACCUGGCUUCGUUGGCCUCCUUUAUCCUCCCUCCCGUUUUCCCAGAGAAUGUGUGAAAAGAGCUAUUUUGGAGCGUAGGCUCCCCAAGGUCGGUGCUAGGGAGAGAUGCAGCCACCUGGCACAUGUCUAACCCCAGGAGACAACAAACAGGGCCAGCCUAGUUCUCUACAUGUUAAGCCAUAAAGAUCAAUAGAAGCGAAAGUAAAGUCCUUUACACAAAGCAGGCGGGUUACAUAUGAGCACUUUCACACAUGCAGAAUAAUGCACUUUCAAUCCACUUCCUCAAUUCUUUGCAAGUGAAUUUUGCUGUUUCACACAGUAAAAUGCAGUUGCAAAGUGGAUUGAAAGUGCCUUAUUCUGCAUGUGCGAAAGUGCCCAAUAUCUUGCAACAAUUACACUGAAGUGAAAGUACCCAGAUACUAUCUCUGCCAAUGUAAAUUGUCACAAACAGCAAGAAGCUAGGAAAGCCCCUCAGUCACCAGGGGCUUUUCCUGACACCAGGCCCAUCUUGUGUGCUUAAAACGCCUUGCUCGGGGUCUCGAGGCUGAGUGUGAGACUGAUUUAGAUCGAUAAUCAAAACCCAUCCCUUCCUUGGAAGACUUUUUAUCCUCUUCCCCCAAAAUACGACCUCAGCAUCCUCUUGAGAAACAAAUGUGGUCUGAGCAGAACUAUUUAGGGCAGAAGGAUCCGGCAAGGAGGCUUCAUCCCUCCGUCCGGGAACUCACCAUUGCCUUGUAAGGUUUGGUGUGCCUGUGGGGGGAGAGGGGGGGGUCGCAGGGGAGGCCGUCAGGAGACUGCAGGGAGACGCUUAACCCUUCCCCACCCCUCAGCUGUUUCCCCUUGAGCGGUACUCAAAGCCUGAAAAUAAGAAGGGGGGGGUGAUGGGAUGUUCAGCACCUUCUCCCCCCUCUCCAGUUCUUCCUCCACAUUCGUCUUGCAAGACAGAGAUAGGUUUUGGAAUGUUCUUUUGCAAAAAUGGCCUGCAUUCUCUUGAAAGACGUGGGAUUUCAUCCUAGAAGAAACAUAGUGGAGCACUGGUUUCUGCAGGGACGUUCUUCCCCUCCCCUUCUCAGAAUGAAAUCCCUCUUCCCCCCUCCCCAUGAUUUUGGCUUGUGGGAGCUGGCAGGCCAGUGAGCCAUUCUCUGGAGAGGAAGCCCGGCCAAUGCACUUUUCAGUCUAGGACAGUGGUGGCGAACCUUUGGCACUCCAGAUGUUAUGGACUACAAUUGGCCAUGCUGGCAGGGACUGAUGGGAAUUGUAGUCCAUAACAUCUGGAGUGCCAAAGGUUCGCACCACGGGUCUAGGAUCUACAAUGUGAAUAUUUUAACACUUGCCAAAUUUUCUUUCUUUUUUUAGGUGUUGUAUAUAGUAUUAUUGAUGGCUAUUAUUUAAGGAAAAAGAUCUUGGUUAAUUGGUUAUCCAUAGUUUUCUUUCUGGAAAUAAAAAAUAUUUGUAUAUAAUUUAACUUAAAACUAAAAGGUGGCUUGAACUGUUUCCCUUGUUUUUGAAUGAGAGGGGUUUUUUUUGGGGGGGGGGUGCCUUUUUGAUAUCAAUAUGUAUCGAUCUGUUUUUUGUCUUUCCUUGCUAACCCGAUCUUUUGUUUUGUUUCGUCUAUCAAGUCAUGUGCAAACUCUGGUUUUGUCAUUUAAAUUCUUUCGUUUUUUUCCCCUGUGUGUUUCUCAUUUUGCCUGCUUCAGAGUCAACUUUAUAGGAAAUUCCACAUUCAGUGCUGAGAUUCCUAAGAGCGUUGGUUGCUGGCGCAAGAGCCUUCAGGCGAGCUUGUCACAGGAGGAGAAAAAGCACCCCAUUCACAUCGAGAUUCACAUUCAAAAUAAUAGCCCUGCCUACAUAAAGUAGACCCCCCUGCUGGAAGCAGAGUCAGCGGGGAGGGGAGAAAAGGGGACUCCGCAGGCGAAAAGCGCAGGGACCCUCCCAGAGCCCUUGGUGCCGUCCCCCCACCCAUUGCUUGCGACUGUCUCCAGCAUGCCAUCCACCGCGUUAACUUCCCUUCCUGUGCCAGUUCCAGCGGGGUCUUCUGUAGAACAUAAAAGAGAGAGAAAUUCCAGGACUGCCUCACCAAGAAUACCCUUCAAGGGAUUCGAAUUGGGUGAUGGUCAUUCCCAUUAGACAAAUGGGAAGCUGAGAUCAAGAGCUGGCGGAUUGCCACCCUGUGCCUUUAAGGCUGCAGUGAGAUUCUAAUCUGGCUACAUCUCCUGGCUAGCCCUGUUCUCUCCUUCACCCCCCCCUCCCCUCCCCAAAACUGAAUAUAGGAAGCUGCUUUCUUUGGAGUCAGACCUGUGGCCUGUUGAGCUCCGAACCGUCCACCUCAACUAGCAGUGGUUCCCCAUGGCCUUACUCAGAAGCUGCAGGAGUUCUGUUGCCUGAAUAUUCUGCAGACCAAACCUGGAGCUUUCUACAUGCAAACCACUGAAGUACGCACAUACACAAGACUGGUUCUGGAGCAUCAGUUUUGCAUGGGUGGGUAGGUUGUUGGUGGGGCUAAAGCACUUAAAAAGAGAGGCUUAUGCCACUGUUACGCCCAGAGUUAUUUUAGAACGUACAAGAGAAAGAAUUAACUUCUUGGAACACAGCCGUGCAAAUGCUUCUGCGUGAGACGCUGCUCUGAAAGAAACUGUGCAGAUCAGUGACUCCUGCAGAAGCACAGUUGGCACCCUCCCCUUUAACAUGAGGACUCUUUUUGCAUUGGAUAUGAUAGGCUCAGUCUUGAUACUGAAGUACAGCCAUGUUGGCUUGCCAGGGCGCAGCCAACUUUGGAAAGCCCUCCUACCAUGUCAUUUGACCCACGGCAAAACUAUUUCCCCCCCCCCCCCAUUGCCCUUCAACUUGCUCACCCACACCUGCCUGCUUUUGGCCACUCACCACCAUAUUUGCCACCUGCCUGCUGCAUGCUCGCCCGGUUGCCUGCGCCCACCUGCCUUUUAAGGUGCUCAAUCGAAUUGCUCUGCUGCUGUUUUUAAUUUAUUUGACUCCUUUGUCUGGUGUUUCAAGCCUUCUCUUUGCAUGCCGGCUUGCGUGUGCUUCCUUUAUUUCUGCUUUUCCCAGAACCUUGUCUUAGCAAAAUUGCUCUCUGCUUUAUUGCACCUCAACUCUUAGUCUGUCACCCGAGUCUGCUCUUUGAUUUUGUUCACAUGCCCUUGAUAAUGCAAGGAAAAGCUGCGCGGGGUGGGGGGUGGGGUGGGGGGGCUCAUCAGCAACACUUGCUUACACUGCAGGGACCGCAAACUGCAUCUGCAAAUUCUACAAACUGCAUCCCUUUGGGUGGUUCCCAAGAAGAUGGAUUGCUAAUCGGCUUAGUUGGCUUCCAACCUCCACUUUUGCCUCCAAAAUAUCUGCAGUUUCUGGAUCAAAUGGGCUUGUGACUGCUCUCUGUUCCGGCUGUAGCCAUCUGGUCUCUGCAUCAGCCCAGGACACUCAACUACCAGAUGGAAAAACUCAAGUGUGUGGCCCAAAGCUGCCAUUGGAGGUGUUGGCUUGUGGAGGUUUGGGCUAUCACAGCUGCCCCAAGACUGAAAACAAGAACUGUUACAUUACCUGGAACACAAUGCUUGAAGGCAGUUUAUGGUAAUCAAAGGUAGAGGAGGUGUUCCAUGUGGUUUUCAGCAGGUGAAAGAAAGCCCAAAGGCCGUUUCUCAACUACAACACACUGAUGGGCAAAACAGUUGGCUCUGGCCAAGGGAUGAUUUCCAGGGCCUGCACCUGACUCCACCUGAAGUCCCUUGUUGUCUAGCAAAGGCAAAAUGUGCUUCUGCUUUCCCAUUCAGUACAGGAAGGGGUGAAGGUCCUCUCUGGUGUAUGCAAAAGAGAAUUGCUCCUGUGAACUACAGGAGGGAGUAACAGCUACCAGCGGACGCAGCCAUAAAGGGAGAUAAAGCGGAGUUGCAAAGGCUGCCUUUUCCUGCAUUGCUGGCCGAGUUCAGAAGGGAGCAACAGGUGGGAUUAUGGCCAACAUUUGCCCCGGUUUAUAGCAGCACAGGUGGCCUCUUCCCAGUCCACUGCCGGUGAUGGAGUUUGCCCUGCAGAAAUAAUAAUUGUCCGGUCCCCUAGCAGUGUGUUUGGCUCUUCCCAGUUAAGAUAAAACUCUCUUCUCCUAAUGCACAAGAGGACGGGCAGAGAUUCAGCAAAUGGGCACCCGUGCAUUGCCCUGUCUGGGUGUUCAGGUGCUGCUGCUGUAGCAGGAUGAGAUCGAAACCACAGCAAAGUCAAUCUUGCGCUGCUGCAGUGAACUACGGUGCAGCCGGGCGCCUCGUCCAUUUCUGAAAUCAAGAUUUCCACUUGUCAGGGGGUCAGAUAGAUAUGCUAAGAAGCCAACAACAUCCACUCUCCAGGCAAGCCGUGGUUAGAUAACUCGACAGCAAAUAGUGCAGGAAUUGUAUUGUCGAAGGCUUUCACGGCCAGAUUCAACUGGUUCUGGUGGGUUUUCCGGGCUGUGUGGCCGUGGUCUGGUGGGUUUUGUUCCUAACGUUUCGCCUGCCACGCCACAGAUUUCCAUGCCAGUUUCCAUGCCAGCCACAGAUGCAGGUGAAACGUGAGGAACAAAACCCACCAGACCACAGCCACACAGCCUGGAAAACCCACCAGAACCAGUACAGAAAUUGUGUUGCCAAAGCAGACUUGCCGAAGGGGAGGCACACCCUCCAGUACCCUCACCUGAAGAUCGUGGGCUGAGGGUCCCUGCUGUCAGAGCAUACAGGUCUGGUGCCUGCAGGUCUGGUGCCCAUUCCCUGCUAGCACUACUAGGCUGAAAAUCCCCAGUUGGCUUGAAGGUGCUGCAGAUUCCCUUUCCUUCUCAAGAUUAGCAGACCACUGCAAGAAGGAAAGCCGCGUAUCUGAGGACCCCAACUGAUGCAAGGAAAUGCCGACAACUUUUCAGUGGCAACCUUUCUACUUCCCUUGUCUUAAGUGGCUGUUGGGACAGGACAAGGCCUGCGUUCUCCCCCUUCCUUUUAAAGUUUUUUUUUGGGGGGGGGGUCUUGGUGCCAUUGAUGUAAAAGAGAAGAACCUGCUUUUUAAUAUAUAUAUAUAUAUAUAUAAUAUAGAUAUUUAAUCUAGGUGGACAGUAUAUUAUUGUCACCCUACCAAGAACGUCUGAAUGACUGCAAGUCUGUCUGGCUCAUCUGGGAAGAGAUCGUGCGAGUCGUUUUUACCUGCCAAGACCUGCAUAGUGAAGUCUUGCUCCUUUAAGAACUUGCGGAGGAUAUUUUUUAGACUGUUUCUGCCACCAUCUAAAGUUAAUGUUAAAAGCCUCUCUUCUACUAUGUGAGGCGGUUGAUAUAGUCCUUGAUUAACUCUUGAGCCUUAGCGUGGACGUCCAAUGUCGUGUGUGUGUGUGUGAAAACCGCUAUAAUAUUUUAAAGAGCAGUGAUGAUGAUUUGUAAGCGUCUUCACCAAAUAUUUCUCUCGUGCUGAGAUCAGAAA
This is a messenger RNA of Sphaerodactylus townsendi, 10971 nucleotides long. It is a transcript of the gene FNBP1, whose product is annotated as formin binding protein 1. The coding region runs from base 292 to 2250 and encodes 652 amino acids. NCBI's taxonomy places the organism in Eukaryota, Metazoa, Chordata, Lepidosauria, Squamata, Sphaerodactylidae. Gene Ontology annotation, molecular function: protein binding. The transcript has 18 exons. Gene Ontology annotation, biological process: signal transduction; endocytosis. The record is from RefSeq and is a predicted model, not a curated record.